Molecule: messenger RNA, 1337 nt
Organism: Pimephales promelas (fathead minnow)
Lineage: Eukaryota; Metazoa; Chordata; Actinopteri; Cypriniformes; Leuciscidae
Product: OX-2 membrane glycoprotein
Biological process (GO): negative regulation of neuroinflammatory response; heterotypic cell-cell adhesion
Cellular component (GO): cell surface; neuronal cell body; axon
Molecular function (GO): cell-cell adhesion mediator activity
Source: RefSeq, a predicted model, not a curated record
AUAGUUUCAAGGAAAAACGAAAGGAUUUAAAUCAGAUUAUGCUCCAGAUGUCAAACAUAAAAUUCCCCUUUUUAUUUUAACUGGAAGUUGGGGGGAUGGCCCAGAUAAGCUGUGGCUAUAUGUAUCUGUUCAUAGAUUGAAACCUGACUAUUUUAAAACAUGCUGCGCCUUCUGAUCAUAUUAAGUUUGCUCAGAAGAGCUUAUCUUUCAGAUAUUGUAGCACAAGGAGACACAGAUGUUGUGUUGGGUCAGGAUGCUUCACUCUCUUGUACGCUGCCGUUCGUGUCUGGAGUCAAACAAGUCACCUGGCAGCGGGUGCGCACGCACAAAGAUGUACAAACUCUGGCAACAUUCAGCGAACAAUUCCAGGAUAAUGUGCUUGAGGACUAUGUGGGAAAAGUCACUUUAACUCUGGCGACAUUUAAUUCAACAACUAUUACUAUCAAAAACACAACAUUUGAUGACGAGGCUUGCUACAUUUGUUCCUUCAAAGUGUAUCCGUCAGGACCCAAACGAAAAACCUUGUGCCUCACUGUUAAAGGUAUCACAGAAAUAACCGCAAAAGUGAAUCCUUCACCCACUUCUGAUUCAGAUGUCAUAGUUUCAUGUUCAGCCACUGGUAAACCAACUCCAACAAUCCAGUGGAAAUCAUCAGAGACAGAAAUGAACUUCUUCAGGUCAAAUAAUUUCACUAACCUCAACGAAGACGGUUCAACCACCUUUACAAGUAACAUCACAAUUCCACUGUCACAGUUUCAUGGGAAGUACGUGGAAUGUUUGGCUCAGAGUGACAGCGUGGAGAAGAGGUUUCAAAUUUAUGUGCCUAAAGAUAAUAAUAAAGAAAAUAAUGUCACAUUAAGAAAGUAUAUAAUUCCGAUGUUUGUCGUGGUUAUCUUCAGUAUUGUCAUUAUUGCCUUCUACCUUCACACAAAGUUAAAUGAUAAAAAUCAGAAAUCUGCUUGUACAGCAUGAACUUCUGGUCAUCUGCCACUUUCUGCAGAAUAUUUGAUAGGCUGCUUUUGUACUCUGCUACAAUAAUAAUAAAAGUGAAUAGUUUACUUUUGUGAAUAAGCUAAUAAUAAUAUAAUUGUAUAAAUAUCUGUUCACCUGAAAGUCUGUAUUUUUCCACAAACAGUUACAUUCUGCACCUGCACUUUAAGGAUUUAACUAUUUGUUCUUUCUACCUAACAUUUUAUUUAUUGUUGUGAGUAUUGUAAAUUGCAUUUUGAAAAAUUAUGUUACAGCAAGCUGUCUUUGACAAUAGACUAUAUUUUAGGUCACCUGUCAGUAAUGCUAUUCCAAGUUUUCCAAUAAAAAUUGGUUGUUGGACCCAAACA